AUGCCACCAGGGUUAAUCGGCAAAUCACUAUACAGUUUUUUCACACCAUCCUGUGUGCCACCACAGUUUAUAUUCAGAACACCAAUCAAAUUAAGCAAGCCUGGGGAACUUCGUGAGGAAUAUGAAAGCCUGAGAAAGCUGAAAGAAGAAAAGUUACAAGAGGAGAAAACUUCCGAAGAUAAAAUCCACAAGCUGUUACCAGAGGACACAGAAACAGGGAAAAGGAAAAUGGACGAACAGAAAAAAAGAGAUGAGCCAUUGGUACUGAAAACCAAUCUGGAGCGUUGCCCUGCGCGUCUCUCAGAUUCAGAGAAUGAAGAACCUUCCCGAGGCAAGAUGACACAGACACAUCGCUCUGCAUUUGUUUCUAAGAACAGCUCCUACUCCUUAGCUUUCCUGGCAGGGAACCUAAAGGUAGAAAGGAGUCAGAGCUGCAGUGACACUGCUCAGGACAGAACGAGGAGCAGACUCCGAGCAGCCCCAACCAGCAAAGCCAAGGUCACAACUAUAACCCCAACCUCCAACCCCAUCAUUGGUGUCCUCUUGUCCACUCAGAACAACCGCUGCCUCUCCGCCCCUGACUUGACCAUUGAAAAGCGUCUGCCCUUCAGCUCCCUCUCAUCCUUGGCUUCCCUGCAUAAGCCCGAGCGCUCCAUCAGCCCUGAGAGCAAUGACAGCAUCUCCGAAGAACUCAACCAUUUCAAGCCCAUAGUCUGCUCACCAUGUACUCCUCCCAAGAGACUCCCUGAUGGCCGUGUGCUAAGCCCCCUCAUCAUCAAAUCAACACCCCGCAACCUAAACAGAAGCCUACAGAAGCAGACUUCUUAUGAGGCCAGUCCACGGAUCCUCAAAAAGUGGGAGCAGAUCUUCCAGGAGCGGCAGAUCAAAAAAACCCUUUCGAAAGCCACCCUCACCUCCUUGGCUCCAGAAACAGGGGAAGACAUGCUCGUUUCUGAAGUUAUCCAUUCUAGCAAGGAGAGGCCACGUCUGGCUUUAAAUACAAGACUGUCCAGGGGGCAUGUGCUCUCUGAGUGUAUUGGACCUGCCCCCGCUGACCCGGAUUAUUUCCCCUCUGUUAGCCAAACAAAAGCACAACAGGGCAGUGACAGUAAAAGGAGCACUGAGAUCCCAUUGGAAACCUGCUGUUCUUCAGAAUUCAGAGCGGGAGCCAGUGGGACUUCUUUGAGAGAAAAGUUUGAAGUGUCAGGGUCAACCCCAGAUGCCAAGUUAGACAAAACUUGUAUAAGCACAGCCAUGAAAAUCUCGGUGAUUAAUUCAGUGCUGCCCAAAAACAGUGUUUCAGGUGGGGUCCUCAAAACAAAGAAACAGCUGCAGACAGUGAAUCAUUUUGAUCUGCCCAAUGGUGUCCUGGCAGACAACCUAGGUGAGGAGCCACUUCCUGCCUUGCGUCGGGGCCGGAAAAGACACUGUAAGACCAAGCACUUGGAACAAAAUGGGUCCCUUAAGAAACGGCGACAGAGCAGUGGUGAGUUGGGUCUGGCCCCAGCAGACCCAGUCCUGCGAGAGAUGGAGCAGAAGUUGCAGCAAGAGGAAGAAGACAGGCAGCUGGCUCUGCAAUUGCAGCGCAUGUUUGACAAUGAGAGACGGACUGUGAGUCGGCGAAAAGGAAGCGUGGAUCAGUAUCUCUUACGGUCCAGCAACAUGGCCGGGGCCAAGUAGCACCUCAUGAACAGUGUUACCUACUUUUAAGAGGUCUUUGUUUUGGGCUUGGUCAUUUAUACUGAAGAGCAGAGUGUUCUGACUUGGGGUUUUUCUUUAUGGCAAAACACCCCAAUGUGGUUCUGAGAGGUUCCAGGGCCUUUGUAGUCUAUAUCCAAGGGAACUGUGUGUCUGCUUCCCUGUGACCCAGGCCAGAAGCACCCCACCCCCUAGGUGACCCAGGCCUGAGGGCUUCGGGCCAAAUCUGGCAGCACCCACUUGGAAUGAGAUUCAGGAGCACAAUGGCCAGAGUUAGAAAUGGUAGUGGAAAGAGGGGAUACCUUCUCAACCGAUAGAUCUCUUGACUUCUUUUAACAGAGUGUAUUUUUAAAUUGGCCUUGCAGAUAAAAAUAAGUUCCAUCUUUUUCAAAGAAGUGGAACAGUAUAGUUCUUUGGCAGAUUCCAAAAGAUCAUGUUAGCCCUUCUCCUGACCCUUGCCACAAGUAAAUAUUCCUAAUGAGAUCAGUGAGUUUAUGCUUCUACAAAAGCUAAUUAACAUUCCCUGUUAAAAAGUAACAUUUGAUUAAUGCUAUAUAGUUGACAGACCAAUCAGUCAUUGUUGAACUUGGUCUUACCAGGAGACCUAACGUGUAAGUGGGACUAACCCUAUUUUUAGAUGAUGAAACUGCAGUGCAGGUGUUCAGGUUCUCUCAACUAAGUGGCUUAUCCCAGACUGACCACUGGGUCUCCUGACAACAAAUCCCAUGGAUUUUCCACACUAACAGGUUGUUAUAUGGACUACAACCCAAGGUCAUGCCAGGGGAGCCUAGGGGAAGCUGGCUAGGCAUUGAGUACCCAUUUUGCAAAAUCCACAUGCAGAUACUUGAGAUUGACUGGAACUAUAAACCUUUACUGUGCAAUUAGUCCCACCCCCCACAGUUUACAGCCUCCUUUUUUCCAGGCUGUGAGAUAAAAGACAGUUGGACAUCAUUAUUACUCUCCACGUGGCCAAGGGUUAUCUGCAAUGUUGAUCUAAAGUCCAAAAACUUUCCCCAGAAGUCAGGCAAGAACAAUGCUGAAACUCCAUACUAUGGAAAGGUAUCUAGCUGGAUGCAGCUGGUAAAUUCAGUCCCAUGGACCUUGGGGUUUAUUUUCCUUAGCAGCUGACACCAUGUGUCUUUGCAUCCCUGGUGGUGCUUGGUGCUUCUGCCCAUCUGGGCUCAUUGAGAAUAGGGAUUAAGAUGUGAUUUUAGGGAAUCUCAGAUGGGCUGACAUUCCCUGUGCAUGUAUGAGCUGUUACUAUAAAGUCACAUGACUGACAUUUAACAAAGCUUUCAGAGCUUAUAUAUCCCAAUGUAUGUUGUCCCCUUUGAGUGGCCCCAACAGGAUACUGCAUCGUUUUUCCAAUAAUGUUGCCAUUGGUGAAAACAUGUCUGGAACUGUCCUCAAAGUCUAGAAACAUCUGGAAACAUAGACUCCUAAAAUGUUAGAACUGGAAGGGACUUUAAUGGUUAAAUAUUCCAACUUCUUCCUUUUAUUCAGGCAGAAGCUAAGAUCCAGAACAAUGACUCACUGAUCAGGGUCACUAGGGAUUUACUCUAUCCCCUUAUUUUGCUUCUUCUCAGGAGUCUUGUCUCCCUUCUCUGAGAAAAUCUGUAAUCUUUUAGGGAUCUAGGAGAGAAAAUUUUAAAUUUCAAACUAGUCAGAAGCUAUUGAAACCUCUGGAAGAGAAGGUGGGAUAACAAGGAGGUUUGGAAUCAUAAAUGAGGUGCACCUUUAAAGUCACUAGAGCCAUUUUGUGUGCAGCUCACAAACAGUUCCCAGAGAUAAGUUCCAGAGAUGUCGUGAGCAUUUUGGUGAUCAUUGUGAUAUGUGGAACCUCCUCAGUGACUGCUUUGGUGGGGAGUAUCACUCACCUGAAUGUAUGUAUCCUGUGUUCUCUGUGCGUACACACAUGCAGAUGUGUGUUUAAAAAACACAUCAGUCUCAUUACUUUAUAUUCACACCACUUCAGUUCUAGGUCCUACCAGCAACAUAUGCCCUCCAAAGGCUGCUGGAGGGCACAUUGGUGCCCAGGAUAGAAGAGCUGGCACUGGUCUGCAGAAGACAGAGAGGGUGACUUACUAAAUGCCCACAGAGAAAACACCAGUUACUGCUGUUUCAGUUAGUUCCUUUUUGAUCUUAGUAUUAUUGGGAGGCUAAUCUCAUUGACAGUAGGAAAGACUUAUUUUUCCACUUGCCACUUUUUUCUAUAUCUCCGAUAAUUCGAAAAAUACUUUUCAGUUGGAACUGAUUUUUGUUUUUGGAAAAAAAGAUAAAUAUUUUUAAUAGAAAAAAAUAUAUUUUUUAAAUAUUUCCCCAGAGUAAUACUUUCAUUUUAAGAAAUUACAUAGUAGUAGCAACAAGUUUUAGCUUCAGGUGCAGAGUGAAAAGCUACUUGUUGGUAAGAGAAUAUUCCAAAUUAUGGAUCCAGCUUACUGACUUUCCCCCUUAGCCCUGCUGUGGUGCCUACAAUGGUAUUGACAGUUGUUGUUUCCCAUACUUCCAGCUGAGCAGUAGUACUUCAAAUAUAUGCAAAGCAGUUUAGGUUAGGGAGGGAUGAGGCUUACUUUUUAAUGUGCUUGGCUUUGGAGGAGGCAAAAACCACUAAGGUAUUAUCUGUAUUUUAAGAUUCUUCCCAUACUUAAUAACUAAAACCUGAACACUUUUUCUUUCUGAAAAAUUUCCCCUCUCCUGUUGCUUGGUUGUGAAGUUGAUCACAUAUGGAGUUGUUGACAUGGAUUCUUUGGAGAAAAAGAAAGACAAGGUAGGGAAAUAGAAUAAUGGGGAGGGUUUAUCAGCUAGAAUGAGAGAUGCACUAUUUCACAAAGCAAACAUAUUUAUCACAAAUCAUUGGAAUCUGAUUCACCAUACAAAUUUCUCAUGUCCUACUAUCUUUGUUUCGUGUGUAUAUGCACUCUUUGUUUUUUCUUAUUAAAGGGGAAGUUAUGAAGGAUGGAGGUCAUUCUGAUGGGAAAUCUAAGCAAUGUGGUGCCCUGAGAAGGGGGCUCUUAGCCCUUUUCCUUGGAGUGGGAAUGACACUUGGGGACGCGUUCCUGCCUCUGUUGAUUGUAUCUGUUGGAAGAAGUCAUCUGGGCCUGUUGGGUUGGUGUCAAAUCAGGGUAGUAUGUAUCCAGCCCUUGGCCCCUUUCAUGUAAUUGCCUCUUUUUAAAAGGUUAAUUCUUUUUGGCUGAGGCUUCCCAGGAAAACCUUUUGUAAGUGGCUUCAUUUAUUUUGUAAAUUUAAUUUUAAAAUUUUUGCCUGGAGAGAGCACUGGUGAUGAAUGCCUUCUCUCUGCGCUUUUUGUUCAUUUUCCCUAAAAAGCCCUUAAGAGAUUAAAGCUGCUUAAUUAAUUGCUGUAUGAUUACAAACUGACUAAAAUCGGAAGCUGCCACUGUGCUUGACUGGUGAAGCUGGUGACCGAAGGCUGUGCUGUUGUUCAUCCUUUCUGUUCCAUUUGAUGACAUUGGCUGAGCUUCGAACUUGUGCCCACUUGUGCUGGGCUGUGGAGAUACAAAGAUGGGAAGGACAGUCUCUGCUCUUGUGGAGCUCCGUGUCUAAUGGAAUGUAUUUGAAUGUAUAUGUGGCUGGAGAGUUUGUUAAUGGCCUCAUGAAAGGCCACUUCUUUCAUAGAGAUGAUCUUGGAUGGUGCCAUUCAAGAUACUUUCUAGCACCAAGCAGGCUGCCUUGAACAUUUUAGAUAUUCCCAUCAGUAUUUGUGAAUGUGAUUGCAACACUGCUUUCCACUUCCUAAGUAAUUUUGCCAGAAGAGAAUGAAUUUUAUCCUCCAGUGAUCAUAGGACAAUAAAGAUCUCUUCAGAA
Myotis brandtii (Brandt's bat) is the source of this 5520-nucleotide messenger RNA. RefSeq names its product ring finger protein 169 (gene RNF169). NCBI's taxonomy places the organism in Eukaryota, Metazoa, Chordata, Mammalia, Chiroptera, Vespertilionidae. The coding region runs from base 1 to 1680 and encodes 559 amino acids. Gene Ontology annotation, biological process: double-strand break repair. The transcript is spliced from 7 exons. Gene Ontology annotation, molecular function: nucleosome binding; ubiquitin-protein transferase activity. The record is from RefSeq and is a predicted model, not a curated record. Gene Ontology annotation, cellular component: site of double-strand break; nucleus.